Messenger RNA from Bombina bombina (fire-bellied toad), 4584 nucleotides. RefSeq names its product jade family PHD finger 2 (gene JADE2). Bases 947 to 3520 code for a protein of 857 amino acids. Gene Ontology annotation, biological process: regulation of transcription by RNA polymerase II. NCBI's taxonomy places the organism in Eukaryota, Metazoa, Chordata, Amphibia, Anura, Bombinatoridae. The transcript has 12 exons. The record is from RefSeq and is a predicted model, not a curated record. Gene Ontology annotation, cellular component: histone acetyltransferase complex.
CAUGAGAGGGAUACAAGAUCUGCUGAGGGAACUUAAUUUUAUAUGACACCUGGAAGAAGGAAGGCAGCAAGAAUUUUUUUUUAUUUAGCAGUGAUAUAGUAAAAAAACGAACAUUGUUGAAAUGGAAGGGGUUGUAAAAAACGAACAGUAAAAAGAAAAAAAGGGGCAGGGCAAGAUAAGAAAGUAAGAGACUCUAAGAGGACAAACAGGAAAAGAAACGGUGCAGCACUAGCUAUAGAGGGGGAAAGUGAAAAAGGAUGAGAGGAGGGGAAGAGGAGGGAGUGAUGAGAGGGGUUUAGGAAAAGAGGAGGGGGUCUGAGAGGAGUGAGAGAAAAAAGUGUUUUCCUGGGCUGAAGCAUUGCGAAACCAACCUGAUCUGACUUGUAGUGCAAUCUGAUCAUUUAACGUUUUCCAAUUCUUACUGUACAAGACUUAUUAAUUUAAUUGAAAAUGGGGCAUCAUCACUUUUAGAUGGACACAUCAUGCUUUCUGCCCUACCUGGGUCGCCAAACACCAAGUUAAACCCCCCUCCAUGCCCCUUCAGCGUGAGAUUGACACUGGAUUGAGUGGAAAGUAAGCUAACAGCACCCACCCCCUUUUCAGGCAGAGCAGCCUGCAACCAUUCAUAUCAACAUACACACGCAUGCAUAUGUAUACAUAGAUUUGCAACAAACCUAGGAAGUCUGCAUAUAAAAAAGAAGAAAUCAGCAAAAGGUUGAGGAAUUGAAAAGGCGGCCAUCUAUUUAUUUUUUGGAUGUCAUACAUGGAGUUACUUUGUAUCCACUCCUGGAGAGGAGAAGAGAGAGAGAUCAUCUUUGUAUAGACCAAUGAUACACUGGACUUUUUCUGGAAGGCUCAUGGUUUUCUAUAUAUUUUAUUCAGUAGGAUCCUCCCCUAUUUUAACCUGAGCAGACCACAACAGUGAGGACACUCCAAACACAUCAAGAUGGAAGAGAAGCGGAGGAAAUUUUCACUAAGCAGCGAUGACUCUGAUACCACUGACAGUCAUAUAACAUCUUGGUCAAGAUGCUCCAAAAUUCCAACCACCAAAUCUACUUGGCCAAGACCGGAGAAGAAACCUUCAGAGGUUUUUCGCACAGACUUGAUAACGGCUAUGAAAGUUCCUGACUCAUACCAGUUUAAUCCAGAUGAUUUCUACAUACUAGCUGACCCUUGGAGGCAAGAAUGGGAAAAAGGGGUCCAGGUUCCAGCAAGUUUAGAAGGAGUACCUCAACCGGAGGUUAGACUGAUCCCUACAGUUGAGGAUUGUUCUCCGCUGAUUAAACGUGACUCAUUACCAGGAACACAUUGUCCAGGGAGCUUCCUUACCAGACCACAGGGUUCCUGCCGAUAUGACCUGGAUGAGAUUGAUACAUGCUGGUUAGAACUUGUUAACAUGGAGUUCAAAGAGAUGGAAAUGCGACCACUGGAUGAGCUGACUUUGGAGAGAGUGCUGGAAGAAUUAGAGAUGGUUUGCUUUAAAAAUAUGAACCUUGCUAUUGAAACUGAGGAAGGCCUGGGCAUCGAAUAUGAUGAAGAUGUUGUGUGCGAUGUUUGCAGGUCACCUGAAGGGGAAGAUGGGAACGAGAUGGUUUUCUGUGAUAAAUGCAACGUCUGUGUGCAUCAGGCUUGUUAUGGGAUCCUUAAAGUCCCCACAGGAAGCUGGUUAUGUCGAUGUUGUGCCCUUGGAGUUCAAGCAAAAUGUUUACUUUGCCCUAAAAGAGGGGGGGCUUUGAAGCCUACAAGAAGUGGGACAAAGUGGGUCCAUGUUAGCUGUGCCUUAUGGAUACCUGAAGUUAGUAUUGGGUGUCCUGAAAAGAUGGAGCCAAUUACUAAAAUUUCACAUAUCCCUCCAAGCAGAUGGGCUUUGUCUUGCAGUCUGUGCAAGGAGUGUGCAGGAACCUGUAUCCAGUGUUCCAUGCCAUCCUGCAUCACAGCUUUUCACGUAACCUGCGCCUUUGACCACAGCCUAGAAAUGCACACUACCCUAGCAGAGAAUGACGAAGUGAAAUUCAAGUCCUUUUGCCUGGAGCAUAGCAGUGGAACCCCCAAACAAGAGGAUCAGUGUGGCAAAAGAGCUUCCUUAUUGGCUCCAGAGGUGGAAGCGGAUCAAUCCAAGCAGGACAUUGAAAAGAUCACCUUGAGAAAACAAAAACUUUUGCAGCUGGAGGAACACUUUUAUGAUAUUGUCAAGCCAGAAGAAGUGGCUGAAAACCUUGAUAUGAACAGGAAUUUGGUUGAUUUCAUUUUCCAGUACUGGAAGCUAAAGAGGAAGGCAAACUUUAGCAAACCUCUUUUAACUCCCAAAACAGAUGAAUUUGACAACUUAGCUCAACAAGAACAAGAUGUGCUGUAUAGAAGAUUAAAGCUGUUCACACACCUCAGGCAAGACUUGGAAAGGGUUAGAAAUUUAUGUUACAUGAUCACCAGGCGUGAAAAGAUGAAACACUCCAUGUGCAAGCUUGAAGAGCAGAUUUUUGAGCUACAAAUGAAGCUUAUUGAGAAAGAUCUUCACCCUGAAAAACCCAAGAAGAAAACCAAUGGUAAAAAAGCUAACCCUAAAAGAAGAGGAAGAGAUGGUAAGAAGGGCACCCCAGAGAAGAAGGAAAAGAUGAAAACAGGGAGUGGGUCUGUACUGGGACAACUUGGUUUAUCAAAAUCUUUCCCAAUAGAUGGAACUAUUUUCAGCAGCUGGUUGGCUCAAUCAGUCCAAAUUACUACUGAGAACCUGACAAUGAGUCAAUGGCCCUUGAAAAAUUGUCACCAUGAAAAUAACACCUCCGGCCUUCUUUCCGAAGAGCUGUUACAAGAUGAAGAGACUUUGUUGAGCCUCAUGAUAGAUAACUCAUUAAAGUCUCCUUUUAAGCACACUGAGACUGUGAAAAAAGUGAAAAGCAAAGUGAAGACUAAUUGCAAAAAAAAACAGCUAAACAGCAGCUCAAACACUGUCUUCAAGAGUCAUCAAGGUGAUAUUGUCCAGUGGAAUAAUGGGAGAUAUUUGUCAGAUCAAAUUGAGAAGCGCGUUACCCAGAACACGAGAUCCAGCAAGACAGGAAAAUUGGCAGUCAAGGUACAACUAGACCGCAAAGGGUAUGGUGAAAUGAAGGCUUCCAAAAAGGGUCCAGCACAUUCACCUGGGUUGAAACCCAAUGGUUCAACUAGUUUGUCAGAUCUGAGUCCAUUAAGCAAUGCUGAGAAGACAUUAAAAUAUGCUGAGCCUGAGUCUAAUUCUGUCAAAGUGCCUGACUCUGUGGUUUGUCCAAAAACAUUGAGGUAUAAAUUACCAAAGGAGGGGAAAAUGAGUGUGGAGUUGAAGAUACAAAACCCAGAAGUGGCAAAUGAACCUCGGAUCAGUGAAAGAUGCAAGGGAAACUCUCACUUUGACAAUGAGACUGAUGGCUACUAUUCAGAUGCAGAAAUGACCGACUCUGAAGAGGAAUCAAGUCAAAGAAGAAUGCAGCUUAGUCAGUUUGAUUCAUCAAAUGACGACAUUGUGAGAAGGAGCAUAUUGGCAUCCUAAAUCACCAGAGUUAAUGGACAGUUUUAUGAGGCCUAAAACCAUGAUAGAUAUGAUAUGACUGCCAUCUGACUUCUGCCUGCCUGUUUUCAUUAGAGGUGUUUUUGAGGCACACACAUGCAUACACGCACGCAUGUAUGUACAAGUUUGUGUAUAUACAUAUAUAUAUACAUACAUACACACACAUACACACACUCUGUUCAAGCUUCAUCAGUUGUCUUGCUGUCGCUUUGACACCUCUUAAACCUCACAAACUUAGAUAACUGUACUGUAGUUGUCUCUUUUGUAGUUGACAUGCAUUUUCCAGAUAAUGCAAGCAUGUGCAUUAAGGGACUUGUGCUUCUAAAUGUAAGCAAGGAUGUCAAUACAGAUUUCAGUCAUUGACCGAGACCUAAAUAGUUUAUCGGGCAUUAUUUAGGAAAAGAAGCAGAUAAAUUGUCAAACAUAUGUUUUAAGAACCAUGGUAUCACGCCAUACAAUAAACAUAAAAAAAAGUUGGAAAUAUUAGAAGUAAAAUAAGCAAAAUUAAAAACUGCAUAAAGCACAAUAAAGCUUAUUUGAAUAAAGCACUUACAUGUGGAGGAAGGCAGCUUUGGCUGUUAACCUGAGUUUUUACCCCUUUCUGAACUCACUUUCUUCCGUCCAAGUCUCUCACAUUGGCCAUAUCAGGCGUGUAAAUAGCAGAGUGAGCGGCACUAUAUGAGCCAUUUAUGGCUUACCUUAUUCACACAUCUGCUUCGUCUGUGCGUGGAACAUGCAAACGGCUAUUGAAUAUUUUAUUAAAUCUUACUUAGCAAUAGCUGGUUGGAUUUAUUUGCUCAGGUGGAUUGAUUAGGCUUCACCUCAGUGGUUAGGCCAAAAGGAAACUAAAAGGCAUUACUUUCCUUAUAAAACAUUUUAAGCCGCCCAUGCAUUGUUAGAAAAUAAGUUAUCAGUUUAGUACUAGAGUUCCAAAAUCCAUAAAACAAAAUGUAUAGAAUGGGGAUCAGUGAUACUCUUGGUAUGUGAAUAUGGUAUUAUUAAAUGAAAGGGAUGAAGGUUUAACAUUAUACACUUAUAUAAAAUGA